GUGGGCACAGGUGGGUGGCACUGGGGGGCACAGGUGGGUGGCACUGGUGGGCACAGGUGGGUGGCACUUCUGGGCACAGGUAGGUGGCACUGCAGAGUGGCACAGGUGGGUGCACUGCUGGGCACAGGUGGGGGCACUGCUGGGCACGGGUGGGCGGAGCUAGUGGGCGCACUGCAGGGCGGAACUUGCGGGUGUCACUGCUGGGCACCGAUCAUCAGGGCACUGAUCAUCAGUGCCCUGAUGAUCGGUGGCGAUCCCCGCUCUGACAACUGCCGGUUCUCGGCAGUACUUUCCUCAUGAUCUGACAGCGUGAGGAAAGUGCAGCCGAGAACCGGCACUUGCAU
Molecule: messenger RNA, 344 nt
Organism: Staurois parvus
Lineage: Eukaryota; Metazoa; Chordata; Amphibia; Anura; Ranidae
Source: the annotation of a GenBank genome assembly